This is a messenger RNA of Paraglomus brasilianum, 849 nucleotides long. Lineage: Eukaryota; Fungi; Glomeromycota; Glomeromycetes; Paraglomerales; Paraglomeraceae. The record is from the annotation of a GenBank genome assembly.
AUGAUAACCGACGACAUUCUCGAAACAAUUCUCAAAGCUAAAGCACAGGAACCUAUAACUGAUUUCUUAGACUGGCCCUCAAUGAGUCUUCAAUUAUUAGCUAGAGAGACUGUUUUCCCAACACCAGAUGAAAUAACCGCAAAUCUUCAUGCGUCUUGUGUGCAGUCCGGAUCUAGGCCCAAUUCGCGAUUCUCCAAAGGCAUUCUUGAAAGGCCAUAUUAUUUAGCCUUUUCAGAAAUGAUUAUCAAGUGUUUUGCUAAUGGCGGUUUGUUCCCUGAAGAUGUUGUCAAGAGUCAAGUAUAUAUGCUAGAAGGAGUUAAUGUUGCAAGGCUGAAAGAAAUAGAGCAGCGAAUGAUUGCAAUGUAUAAUUCAUGGGCGUCCAUCUCACCGCCACUAGCAGAGAAGUUGUCCACAUUAGAAGAUUUUUUAUUUAAAUUUCUAACUCCAAAGGACGUCAACACAUUUCUAGGGUUGCGCACGACAAUCGGGUCUGCCGUCUAUUUACCCCCUUCGUUGAACGAGUGUGUAAAUGCUUUCACAAAAAUACACACAAAAAGUAACGUGACAGAACAAAGUGGAGGGGAACAGGGCAGUGGAAGUGAGGGAAGUAUCGGCGAUGGAGAAAGUAAACGUCGUAAAAACAAAGUAAACACUUUGACAGUAGGGGCAAAGGCUUUCUCCAAACAUUGUCACAGAGACCGAUCGAGAAAUUUUUGGGGCACGUGUACGGGAACCGAAAAGCAAAAGAACGAACAAGCAAACCUUGUCCUGGCCAAGAUUAUAACCAAUGCAGCAUGGAUUAAUCUCCAUUCACUUCCGGUAUUUAAAGAAGGUCCAAUUCAAAAUUAA